CUUCCCUCCUCUCGCCAUCACAGCUUAUAUAUACAUCAUCAGCCUUUGAAGUUGUCUCUGCACUUUACUGCUUUCCCUCAGAGAGAUAUAACACUACAUCAUAUAUUUAAACAGAGACAAUUUAUUAUUUAAUUUUUAUUAUGUAUCUUUUUCUGGGGUCGCCGGAAAAUCAAGAUUCCGGUACCCUGAAGUAUUUAAAGAAAGCACAUAGUACUAUUGUAUAUACAUAACACUUUCUUUUCACAAUUACCGGAAAGUAAUUAAAGUAUCUGUAAUUAGAUAUAGAGGUGACGUUAAAAUGGCAAAAGGUCGAAAACUGACCACCAGUAUGAGUGAAAGGUACUUAGGAAGCUAUAGUUACAAUCAUGGAAAUGAAACAGUCAACGAAACCUCGGAGUUGGGAGAAGAUGAUGUCUGGUCAACGGUUGAUGACAUGGUCAACGGCGAUGAUCAUUUGCUGAAUGGCUCAAGGAGCGACUGGAGUUCACGUGCCACCGCCGAGAGUAACAGAAGCUUGAGGAGCCGCCGCCAAACUGGAGGCUUGUCGUUGGCUUUUGACGAUCCAGGUACAACGACACAGCCUCGGAUCUUGCACCAGUUUCGUGGACAAGACAACAUGACAGUGCAAUCCCCACGUGAGCGCCACAUGGCAUCCUCAGCUCCAGUGAAUGUCCCUGAUUGGUCCAUGAUAUGUCGGGUCGACUCGGUCGAGUCAUUCCACGACUCGGACGAUGGUGUCGAUGAUCAUGAGUUGGAGAUGGUUCCGCCACAUGAAUACUUGGCUCGUGGGUACGGUCGGUCCCGAAGAUCAUCUACUAACUCGGUAUUUGAAGGCGUGGGCCGGACGCUGAAGGGUCGAGACAUGAGCAGAGUCAGAGAUGCAGUGUGGAGUCAGACCGGGUUCAAUGGCUAAGCCAAAUGUUUAAUUAGCUAUCUGUUCAAAUUGAACAAUUCAGUAAUUAUUGGCAGGGUGAGGGAAAUGUUGAUACAGUCAUUUAAUUUGCUAGUGUAAAUUUUUUGUUCUUGGGCAAUGAUUCAGGCCGAAUGAAUAUAGAUAGGCUCAGUGAGUCAACCAGGCUAUGACUGAGCCCAAGUAUAAUUCUGUGUUUCCCAUUUUUACUGCUUUUCCCUCUUUUAUGAUCUGUUAAUUGAA
Messenger RNA from Nicotiana tabacum (common tobacco), 1153 nucleotides. RefSeq names its product protein S40-5-like. Lineage: Eukaryota; Viridiplantae; Streptophyta; Magnoliopsida; Solanales; Solanaceae. The record is from RefSeq and is a predicted model, not a curated record.